Molecule: messenger RNA, 3138 nt
Organism: Hymenoscyphus albidus
Lineage: Eukaryota; Fungi; Ascomycota; Leotiomycetes; Helotiales; Helotiaceae
Source: the annotation of a GenBank genome assembly
AAUACGGACGUAGUAUGCCAUCCUUACACGGAAUGCAUUUCCUACCUAUAUAUCUAGUAAUAUAUGUGAUAUGAUUUGCAAUAAAAGAUCUGAAUAUGUUUUCAAGAUUUGUUCAAUACAUUCAAUCAGCAACAUUUUCCCUUCUCACACUUUCAUCAGCCCCAAAACCUACUACACCCACUGAAAAAGAAACCCAAUCCUCAUCAGAACAUCCUUCCAAAAUGUCUUAUUUAUUGGACCCCAAUGCCUCUGAGACUGCUUCCAAACAGACCAUCGCACCCCAAUCUUUCCCAACCGUUGAACCGGCUUUUACUAUCCAGGUACAAAUUAGCGGAAAAUACAUGGUUGGUAAGUACAGAUGCCAUUUUCUGCAUCGUUCAAAGCGGCUAACAUAAUGACAGGCGAUGUCUUUACCGGUUCCACACUUGCUGCCGUGGUAUGUAAGAAGUGCAUGUAUAUAACUUUCAAUUCCACUAAUGAAUUCCCCAGCCUUUCACAGCCGGCGUCAUAAAGUCCGUUCCCUCAUUCGAGAAGCAAUUCGAGCUCGAAGUCUUCACCGGACAAGAUUUCUUUUACAUCGAUGCAGAUAAAAGCCAUGCCAGAUUCAACGUGAACGCCAUUGCCAAGGAUUCCAAUGACGUGGCCGUUUCGGUGAAGCUUGCAGGCCUUACCAAGUUAACCGAGAACAUCCAGGGGCUACUAUUUGGGGCCCCUGAAGCGAGCACGAGCCCUUUUGGCUAUGGUAGUAUGUAAAACCCUUAUGAGCGUUUUAGGAGAAAUCGUUUAUUGAUGUUUUAUAGUUGAAACCGUCUCUUUUGAGACUGGGCACCCUGAUUACAGGUUUCUUGAGCAGAAUAUUUGGGCUGCUUCUCAGCGAUUUGCUAUCAUUGAUGGGGCUUUUGUUGUUCAGUUGAGAGUAUCUAAGGUUAGCCCUGGUACUGGAAUGGAGUAAAUAGUUGGACACGCCCAUUGAAAUUCGUCGCUGAGUUAUUGGGGCAAUCUUUUGAGAAGGAAGACUUUUGUAAAGUGCAUAUCGCAUCGCUUAGGAUAUUAUUCAAGAUAGCAAAUAAAGAGAGCUUGGACUUGAUGAUCUUUCGCGUUUUUCGCAAAAUAUAUGGUCUCUUUGGACCUCCCAAGUUACUUAACAUGUAUAUCAAAGUACGGUAGAACGCCACUUGACAGUGGAAUUCUUCUAUUCCAAAGUAUUCCACAUUCUUUUAGCGACCUUUGAUCAUCUGGAAGUACUCCUCUACUUGUUAGAUACGAUUACUUAAAGUUCUCAUACUUCCACUCCUUUAACUUGGGGUACGACCAGAAUACUAUGGGUUAUCUCGAGAUAUUUUUCACCUAAUAUACUGGUUACCUCUCCUUACAAUACCACAUCUCUUAUACCAACAUUAUCCCAAUCUCAAACUUUGACUACCAUGCGAGGUAUCCUGUCUCGUUCAAAUUUCCAUAAUACACCAUUAAUCUGGGACAGAAUUCCGGCUCUGACAAAAACGCAAAUCAAUACGGACUUGGAUUUUCAGCUUAUAAAAUGAUCUUCAUAACCUAUGACAACUGUACCAACGGAGCGGGAUGCCAAAGUGGCACAGUGGUUGAAUGUGGACGCAUUCGAAUGCAAAGUCGCUUACGCCAACAACUCUGAUUCGUCGUUUGGAUUUCCGUGCCUGAACGGUCCGCCCAACACCGAUUGCCAUGCUGACUCCACAUGGGAGGCCGGCCUUUGCAGGGCGUACUCCCAUGUGGAGGUUGACUUUUCCGCUGGGCGGGAACUGGUUCGAUUUUCCACUACUGUCUCCUCUAUUUGCAGCGGUAAAUUUCCGAGCUGCGCGAUAGGAUAUACAUAUGCUGAUAUGGAUCACUACUUCGUCUACAAUACACCAACUGCCUUCAAUCUUCAUUUCUAUUUUACAAAACAGUCAAUAAAAUGCUUUUUCACACUUUAACCGCCGCUACUCUCGUAGCAACCGCCAUAGCAGCACCUAAACCUCUGUCAAGCUGCUCCGAAACCUCUGAUCAGCCAUGCAGAUGCCCAGAAGGCACUGAUUACAUGACCGCAACCACAUAUCUUACAGUAGGCGCCAAUGCAUUCGAUGUCCGCGAACUACUUGGAGAUUGUAAGUUAAAACCUUUUCCCUUUCUACCCCAGUGUAUCCCAUUUAGGAACCGUUCUUGGCUGACUGGCUAAAACAUAGUUUACAAUCUGGACUGGGUGCCACAGAAAGUGGUAGAUCCCACCGGUCCCGAUAACAAAGUCGGCUCCACCCGUCUAACUGUCAUUGCCAUCGACGUCGGGAUGUAUGAAUGGCUUGAGGAAGUGCGUCCUUCUUCCCACUUUUCCGAUAGUUUGCUUCUAAUAUUCCUUCCAGCUGACACGUUACGAACCCGGACCUGAUGGAUCAUUCCUGUGGGCUUUCAAAGUCGCAAAUGGUUCGCCUUCCAAGCUUCCCUCCUUCUCUUCCCGCCACUAAUCGAGCUAAUAGUACCUCUCAAAUUCCACGAGAUCCCCGGCAGGUUCGCAGGCGAAUUCAUCUCCAUGAAAACCGACGUCAUCUCGUCGAACCAAACCCGGAUCUCCUGGAACUUGUAUGGCUGCCAUUCAGGCGGUAUGCAUCGUAAGUCACCCGUUCAUCGCCCUUAUUCUCCAGCUCAAUGUCAUUUCUCGCGUGGCAAUGUAUCGUGUGACUAACGCUGAAUGUGAUCAAAGGAUAUUCCGAGUUCCAGCGCAUGGUUCUUACACGUGUCAAUGGACUGCUUGAAGAAGCGGGGAAGAUUACGGGAGAUAGCGAGGCAGCUUGGUCUGAGAUUGGUGUGCCUAGGGGUAUGACAUUGGCUUCUGCUGUUGAUUUUCCUACGAAUACUGGUUCUCAGUGCCCGCUUACUGAUGGUGGAGUUUUGAGGAAGCAACAUCUUGGUAACGGUAAUGCUUGGACUGUCUUGUAGAAUGUCUAAACAUCGACUGGGAAGGCACAUUAGUAUCCUCCCUAUCCAUUAUUGAGAUUUUGCCCUAGGCAAGAUAUGACCCGCCGAGUCUUGAAAGGGUGUUGUUAAUUAUUUGGAAGAGAGCAAUAAGAUCACAGGUUUGGGAUAACGAUAUUGAAUAUCAUAGCUUUAGAUACACCAAUAACAAUUUCU